GUUAGGGUUAUCAGACAGGUAAAACCCAGGAAGGAUGAUGUGGCCUAAUUUUUUCCUCCAGGAGCAGGAGCGCAUGGCUGGCUUGCGGGGCCGGGCAGGCGGCAAGCGGCGCCCGGCCCUCACCGACGCCCAGGAGGGCAAGAUCAAGCUGGCCUUUUUCGUGGCCAUCGUGGGGGUGACGCUGACCGUGCUGGCCGUGGGCACCGAGUUCUGGGUGGAGCUCAACACCUACAAGCAGAACCACAGCGCCAUGUGCGAGGCCGCCCACUUCGGCCUCUGGAAGCUCUGCUACAAGAAGCUCUGGCUGGAGGACGUGGAGGUGGAGAGGGCGACCUGCGGCCCGGCCGAGCUGCCCGGAGAAGCCAACUGCUCCUACUUCAAAUUCUUCAGCACGGGGGAGAACGCCCGCAUUUUCCAGAGAACGACUAAAAAAGAGCUGAACAUCACGGCGGCCGUGAUCUCUCUUCUGAGCAUCACCCUGAUGGUGAUGGGCUCCCUGUGCAUCACCAUGGCGCUGAGCAAAGGGGUGGAGUUCCUGCUCAAACCCGCCUCCUGCUUCUUCAUGAUCUCCGGGAUCAUGGUUUUGAUCAGCCUGGAGGUUUUCCGCCAUUCGGUGCGGUGGCUCAUCGGCAGCGACCAGAGCGUGCCGCUGGAGUACGAGUACUCGUGGUCCGUGGCCUGCGCCGUGGCCGCCGGUGCCGUGCUGAUCUUCGGCGGUGGCUGCUUCAUCCUCCUCUCCCUUCCGGGCCUGCCCAAGAAGCCCUGGCAAUGCUGCGUCCGGAGCACCGCCACCAGCAGUGCCUGAUGGACACGAUCCGGGGGGGGCCUGGGCCAGAGUCUGGGGGUGGAGGGGUCACAGAGAAACUAUUUCUUUACGCCCCACCUGGGGGGGCACCCUGCCUCAGAUCAGCCCCCCCCCACCUACCAAUGAACCUCUGGGGAUUUUACUGUGGCAUGGGAAGGGGCCGGAACAUGGGAUAUUAAGAAAGAGGGUGGCAUGAUAACGAGGAGGGGGGGCGGGGGAGGUGGAGGGAUCAAAUUAAUAACCUCAGCAGGUCUGUAUUUAAUCCUGGGUUUUAUAAAUGGCUAUUUUUAGCUGGAGGGGGUGUCUUUCUGAUCUCAGUCCUCCCCUCCCGGGGUCAAUCCAGAGUCACUCCCAAUUGCAAUGGGAGCAGGGCUGAGUUCUGAUCUCAGCCCCCUG
This is a messenger RNA of Mauremys mutica (yellowpond turtle), 1201 nucleotides long. It is a transcript of the gene CACNG6, whose product is annotated as calcium voltage-gated channel auxiliary subunit gamma 6. Gene Ontology annotation, biological process: calcium ion transmembrane transport; regulation of calcium ion transmembrane transport via high voltage-gated calcium channel. Gene Ontology annotation, molecular function: calcium channel regulator activity; voltage-gated calcium channel activity. The record is from RefSeq and is a predicted model, not a curated record. NCBI's taxonomy places the organism in Eukaryota, Metazoa, Chordata, Testudines, Geoemydidae. Gene Ontology annotation, cellular component: L-type voltage-gated calcium channel complex; membrane. The transcript is spliced from 4 exons. The coding region runs from base 35 to 805 and encodes 256 amino acids.